This is a messenger RNA of Dipodomys spectabilis (banner-tailed kangaroo rat), 603 nucleotides long. It is a transcript of the gene Rbp7, whose product is annotated as retinol binding protein 7. The transcript has 4 exons. Gene Ontology annotation, cellular component: cytosol; nucleus. Lineage: Eukaryota; Metazoa; Chordata; Mammalia; Rodentia; Heteromyidae. The record is from RefSeq and is a predicted model, not a curated record. The coding region runs from base 27 to 431 and encodes 134 amino acids. Gene Ontology annotation, biological process: fatty acid transport. Gene Ontology annotation, molecular function: fatty acid binding.
ACGGGUGUCCACCCGUGUCCCCAGCCAUGCCCACCGACCUCAGUGGCACCUGGAACCUGCUCAGCAGCGACAACUUUGAGGGCUACAUGCUGGCCCUAGGCAUUGACUUUGCUACUCGUAAGAUAGCCAAACUGCUGAAGCCACAGAAGGUGAUUGAACAAAAUGGGGAUUCCUUCACCAUUCACACAUACAGCAGCCUCAGGAACUACCUUGUCCAAUUCAAAGUUGGAGAGGAAUUUGAGGAAGACAACAAAGGCCUGGACAACAGAAAAUGCAAGAGCUUGGUUACCUGGGACAAUGAAAAGCUCACCUGCGUGCAGAAGGGGGAGAAGAAGAACCGAGGCUGGCGCCACUGGAUUGAAGGGGAUAGACUCCACCUGGAGAUGUUUUGUGAAGGCCAAGUAUGCAAACAGACGUUCCAGAGAGCCUGAGCGCAGCACAUUUGUGGGCACAGCUUAAUGUCAAAUUAUAUUGCAAAAUAUACCUGAGUUUGUCUCGGUUUGGUGACGGGGCUUGCAGUUGGAGAGAGGUUACACAGCUUGAACUAGAAGCCAUUUAACAUUGGAAGAAAAUUUUUCCUUCAAUAAACCUAUCCAGGUGACU